Cladocopium goreaui is the source of this 2082-nucleotide messenger RNA. The record is from the annotation of a GenBank genome assembly. NCBI's taxonomy places the organism in Eukaryota, Dinophyceae, Suessiales, Symbiodiniaceae.
AUGGAGAAACACUCCAUAGCACUGCGCAACGUGCAUACGUCAGGUGGAAUGAUGCUGCAGGCAGUGUGGAGGAAUCCGCUUGCAUUCCCUGCGAGCCCGGCCGGUGACUGGAUGUAUGCACCUGGCACCGGACAUAUCCAUUGGGACGCUUGCCAACGCUGUCCGCCCGGACGAUAUCGAGCCAGAGGAGGUGGUGUUUCUGUUGAUGACUGCGAAAAAUGUGGUGUUGGGACAUGGAGCAAUUUGAGUGGUGCAAACGAUAGUGCGAGCUGCCAAAGUUGUGGUCUGGGAAGAUGGAGUGACAUUUUGGCUGCUGCAAGCGAGACCUCUUGCAGACUCUGCACACAGGGCCGCUUCAACGACCUGAAGGGUGCAUCCAGCGAAGAUGCAUGUAGACCUUGUGCGCGUGGGCGCUGGUGGCACGAAUUGGGUGCUUCUGCAAGCACGGCUUGUCAGCCCUGUCCUGCCGGUCGCUACCAGCCUGCCUUGGCGCAGGUUGCGGCUAGCAAUUGCCUUCCCUGCGCCCCUGGCAACUUCAGCGGUCCAGCGGCUGCCUCCUGCAAGCAGUGCAGCCCGGGACGCUAUGCGGCCUCCCUUGGUGAGACCAGCUGCCAAGCCUGUGAGGACGGAUGGAGUCGUGUACCUGGAGCCAUCAGUGCAGCCAUGUGCAAAGAGUGUGGAGCGGAAUGUGCGGCAGGUGCCAAUGUGACCAUCAUGCUGGAGAUCGAACAUCUGGACUGCUCUAACCUGACGGCGAAGCAAGCGGAAGACCUGGCUACGGCGUAUGCGGAUGACAUCGUCACAUCCAUGGGCCGCGGCCCCGGCGGGCGCAUCUUCAGCCUUUCGGGUGAAGCAUCGCAGGUGUCCUUAAGACCAUUGCAGACGUCGCCUUCGACGGAUUGCAGGGUGGAGUGUCUGAUGACUGUCCCGGAAGGGUCGACGCUACAAGCGAUUGCAAAGGAGCAAAACGUGGCAAUGCUGCAGGAGCUCUUGCAAGGAUCUGCGAUCCUUGCGAAUGCUGACGGUGCUUCUCUACAGAUCGUGCAGAUGACGAUGUUGCCAACCUCCGGGAUAGCUACUACGAUGCCUACGAUGCCUACGAUGCCUACGAUGCCAACGUCCGGGGCAGCGCUUGCCACGCCAGUCACAGUGCCAGUGACCACCACGGGGGUUGCAGCAGGAGUCUCUAGCAUCGCAGCCCCAACAUCUCAGCUCGCAGCAAAGAGGCGGCAUCACUUUGACGGUCGGACGGGUUUCACCCUACUGGUGACCUUCCUUUGCUUAGCGGCCUGCCUUUGCUGCGUCGAGUUGUGGCAUGUUGUUUGGAAGCGCCGGGGAAGAAGACUGAUGUCACGGUGGCUGAAAACCGGCCCGAGCGACCCCGAGAACUCCGAAACAGAGAGCAGCAGUAGCGACAACGGGGAGACCGGCCGCUUGAAAGCUGAGGUGCUGAUGCCAUGGAAGUCGGAGGUGGGGGCUAUUGCCAGCAUCUUCAUGGGAGGAGUGGCGACUGGAGCUGCUUGGGCCAGUUUCAUCUUUGGAGACACCCCACCAAAUGGAAGGCUGCCCAUCAUGAUGCCAGAGACGGCCAAUGAUACCGUUCAGAUCGGGAAAGAUGCUGAAGUGGAGUAUUCGGAGGGCUUGCUGACUUCCUAUCGAUCUCCACAUUUCAAGGCUGCUUUUCCCUUCGGACAUGGCUUGACCUACACAACUUUUGAGUUCUCCGACGCGCAGCAGACGCACGCAGAAUGCGAAGCGGCCGCCUGUGUGGCCGUGACGGUGAGAAAUACCGGGCAAGUCGCAGGGGAAGAAGUGGUGCAGGCAUAUGUGCACUUCCCAGAGCCUACUGGAGGUGAUGAGAGAUGGGUCCAGGCAACGCCAGCCAAAGCUCUGAAGGGCUUCAAGCGCACCUCAGUUCUGAAGCCCAACGAGAUGGAGAUCAUCGAGCUGAAGUUCACCACCGGCGACUUCUCCUUGUUCUCCUCGGAGCGUCCCUUGGUGCAGCAGACGAAAGUGGAGGUAUUAUUGGGUGCUUCUAGCCAGGAUAUUCGGCAAACCGUUGAAGUAGAACCAUCCAACUGA